Myotis davidii is the source of this 428-nucleotide messenger RNA. RefSeq names its product isoleucine--tRNA ligase, cytoplasmic-like. The record is from RefSeq and is a predicted model, not a curated record. The transcript is spliced from 3 exons. Bases 63 to 401 code for a protein of 112 amino acids. Lineage: Eukaryota; Metazoa; Chordata; Mammalia; Chiroptera; Vespertilionidae.
ACUAUUUUUUGUUAUUUGUAGAAAUACAAAACCAAACCGACUUACUGAGUCUUAGUGGAAAGAUGCUGGGUGUGAGUGCAGGACCAGCUCCCUCUGUGAUUGACAGUCCUGGUACUCUUCUCUGUCGGUAUAUCAACCUACAGCUCCUGAAUGCAGACCCACAAGAGUGUUUAAUGGGAACAGUGGGCACCCUCCUGCUGGAAAACCCACUUGGGCAGAAUGGACUCACCUAUGAAGGUCUUCUGUGUGAAGCAGCCAAGAUGUUUGGCCUUCGCAGCAGGAAGCUAAAGCUGUUUCUGAAUGAGACUCAAAUGGAUGAAAUUACAGAAGAAAUUCCCCUGAACACUUUGAACACGAAGACUGUGUAUCUUUCUGUAUUUCCAACAACGGCUGACUUCUAACUUUCUGUUAUCAGUGUGGUUCAGUCA